CCGAGACCUCCGACCUCCGAGAGCGUCUCCCGUGAGAGCGGCUGAAGGACGAUGGGAUUCCAUUUCCAGAUCUUCCUGGUGGCUCUUUGUCUUUCUCAGUCCGGAUCAGAUUGGUGUUACACCGACCCGUCCUGCGCUCCCAGCAGUUGGACAUCCGAGAAAUUCUGUAACGGAUCUCGCCAAUCACCUGUAGACAUUCCAGAAAGCUCCGCCCACUACAAUGGCAGCCUGGGACCGUUCCAGUUCACAGACUACAGCGCCCCGACCAAACUCCAAAGCAUCAGUAACAUCGGGCACACAGUGGAGGUCGCGGUUGGCGAUGGAGUCUCCAUGUCUGGGGGGGGUCUGUCGUCUCCCUACACCGCCAGAGCCUUUCAUUUUCACUGGGAUAACGGCAGCGCGGGGUCGGAGCAUCGACUGACCGGCAGACAAUUCCCCAUGGAGAUGCACAUCGUACACACCAAGGACGGGAUGAAUCUCACAGAUGCCAGGAAAGUGACGGAUGGGAUCGCAGUGUUGGGAUUCUUCAUUGAUAUCUCAGAUUCGGUGAACGCCUCCCAGAUGACAUCACUCGCCAAGCUUUUACCACAAGUCUCUGUUCCUGGAACAAAGCUGUCUCUGAACUCCUCCUUCUCUCUGGACGGGUUGUUGGCGGGUGUCGAUCGCACGGCUUACUAUCGCUAUUUGGGCUCUCUGACCACUCCAACGUGUGACGAGGCCGUAGUCUGGACUGUCUUCAGAAAUCCCAUCUAUGUCCCUCGCAUUGUGGUACAAACUUUCACAACUUCCCUCAACUACAAUGAGUCGGGAAACCUGGAGCCAAUGGUGAACAAUUUCCGCCCUCCUCAGCCUCUCAACGGCCGUCAGGUCCAGAUGUCCUUCAACAUGUCCUCAUUCGCCAACAGCACAGCGGCUCCCAGCACCAGGAACACCACGAGCACCGGGAACACUGCCCAGUCCAGCGGCAUCCUGUGUAUGUCACUGCUGCUCCUCUACCGGGGGAUGGCUAGCAAUGUCAUCUGCUGAAGUCUUCUCAGAGUUGUAUUUGGAAGGGUCUGCCUCUCUAAAAAUGGUACUUCAGCUAUGGGUGGAGACCUCCAAUGUCUGUCCAUGGGGCUCGGGGGAUUCAGCUAUGGGUGGAGACCUCCAAUGUCUGUCCAUGGGGCUCGGGGGAUUCAGCUAUGGGUGGAGACCUCCAAUGUCUGUCCAUGGGGCUCGGGGGAUUCAGCUAUGGGUGGAGACCUCCAAUGUCUGUCCAUGGGGCUCGGGGGAUUCAGCUAUGGGUGGAGACCUCCAAUGUCUGUCCAUGGGGCUCGGGGGGAUUCAGCUAUGGGUGGAGACCUCCAAUGUCUGUCCAUGGGGCUCGGGGGAUUCAGCUAUGGGUGGAGACCUCCAAUGUCUGUCCAUGGGGCUCGGGGGAUUCAGCUAUGGGUGGAGACCUCCAAUGUCUGAUCAUGUAAUUUCUUUUGUAUGGGAGCCAGAGGCGUUCAUUUCAAUAAAUUAUUUAAAUAUGA
This is a messenger RNA of Rana temporaria (common frog), 1514 nucleotides long. RefSeq names its product carbonic anhydrase 4-like. The record is from RefSeq and is a predicted model, not a curated record. The transcript is spliced from 9 exons. Gene Ontology annotation, cellular component: plasma membrane. Lineage: Eukaryota; Metazoa; Chordata; Amphibia; Anura; Ranidae. Bases 52 to 1026 code for a protein of 324 amino acids. Gene Ontology annotation, molecular function: zinc ion binding; carbonate dehydratase activity.